CCUCCGUGGCAGGCCCCUCGGGCUUCACGGGAAGCCCUCUUUCUCUAAUUGGCAUUGAAACUUACAGCCCUCCCUUUUCCUGUAGGUGGGGUUUCCAUAGGAAAAAGCUGCUUCUCCAUUUCCCCAGCCCAGCAACUGUUUGGAAGUCAGAUCCCCACAUCCUGCUUAACUGGGUCAAGUCCCUCUUGGACCGGCUCUUGUCCAUCAUUUACUGAAGGGGACCCACGGGUGCCCCUGUGCGGGGUGUCCUUUGGCAAUUUCACUUCAUCAGUGCUUGGACCUCUGAGAUCUCUUCAGAUGAAGAUGGCCUUGCCUGGGAAUCCUGCUACUUCCAUCAUCAUCUAAUUAUGGGACGAGGCUGUGACAGCAGGUCUGGGGGCAGGAGAACGGGGCUAAUCAAGCCCCUCAGCAAACACUGGAGGACUUGCCUCGCCUUUGAAGAACUGUAGUGCUUUCUGAGGCUGGCCCAUUCUGGCGGUAAGCAUGAUGCGACUUCUGCCACUUCUGCUGGGGCUUUUGGGGUCAGGUGGCUACUUGUUCCUUCCAGGGCACGGUCAGGAAGUGGCCACUCUCACUGUGAAAUACCAAGUGGCAGAAGAGGUGCCGUCUGGCACAGUGAUAGGAAAGCUGUCCCGGGAACUGGGCUGGGAGGAGAGGCACGGGCAGAUGAAGGCUGCCUUCCAGGUCCUGCAGCUGUCUCAGACUCUCCCCAUCCAGGUGGAUCCUGAGGACGGCCUGCUUAGCACAGGGAGGCGGCUGGACCGCGAACAGCUUUGCCGGCAGCAGGAUCCCUGCCUAGUUUCCUUUGACGUGCUUGCCACGGGGGAUUUGGCUCUGAUCCACGUGGAGAUCCAGGUGCUGGACAUCAAUGACCAUGAGCCACAGUUCCCCAAAGGUGAGCAGGAGCUGGAAAUCUCUGAGAGUGCCUCUCUGCGCACCCGGAUCCCCCUGGACAGAGCCCUGGACCCAGACACUGGCCCCAACACCCUGCACUCUUACACGCUGUCUCCCAGCGAGCACUUUGCCCUGGAUGUCAUCGUGGGGCCCGAUGAGACCAAACAUGCAGAACUUGUGGUGGUGAAGGAGCUAGACCGGGAAAUCCACUCAUUUUUUGAUCUGGUGCUAACUGCCUAUGACAGUGGGAACCCCCCCAAGUCAGGCACAAGCUUGGUCAAGGUCAAUGUCCUGGACUCCAAUGACAAUAGCCCUGUGUUUGCCGAGAGCUCACUGGCACUAGAAAUCCAAGAAGAUGCUGCUCCUGGUACUCUCCUCAUAAACUUGACUGCCACGGACCCUGACCAAGGCCCCAAUGGGGAGGUGGAAUUCUUCCUCAGUAAGCAUGUGCCUCCAGAGGUGCUGGACACCUUCAGUAUCGAUGCGAAGACGGGCCGGGUGAUUCUGCGUCAACCCCUAGACUACGAAAAGAAUCCUGCCUAUGAGGUGGAUGUCCAGGCAAGGGACCUAGGUCCCAAUCCCAUCCCAGCCCACUGCAAAGUACUCAUCAAGGUUCUGGAUGUCAAUGACAAUGCCCCGAGCAUCCACAUCACAUGGGCCUCCCAGCCAUUACUGGUGUCAGAAGCUCUGCCGAAGGAUAGUUUCAUUGCUCUCGUCAUGGCAGAUGACUUGGACUCAGGAAACAAUGGUGUGGUCCACUGUUGGCUGAGCCAAGAACUGGGCCACUUCAGGCUGAAAAGGACCAACGGCAACACAUACAUGCUGCUAACCAACACCACACUGGACAGAGAGCAGUGGCCCAAAUAUACCCUCACUCUGCUGGCUCAAGACCAAGGACUCCAGCCAUUAUUGGCCAAGAAACAGCUCAGCAUUCAGAUCACUGACGCCAACGACAACGCACCUGUGUUUGAGAGGAACAGGUAUGAGGUCUCUACUCGGGAGAACAACCUUCCUUCUCUUCACCUCAUUACCGUCAAGGCUCAUGAUGCAGACUUGGGCAUAAAUGGAAAAAUCUCAUACCGUAUCCAGGACUCCCCAGUUUCUCACUUGGUAGCUAUUGACUCAGACACAGGAGAUGUCACUGCUCAGAGGUCACUAGACUAUGAACAGAUGGCCAGUUUUGAGUUCCGCGUGAUCGCAGAGGACAGGGGCCAGCCCCAGCUUGCAUCCAGUGUCUCUGUGUGGGUCAGCCUCUUGGAUGUGAAUGACAAUGCCCCAGAGGUGAUUCAUCCUAUACUCAGCAAUGGAAAAGCCAGCCUCUCCGUGCUCGUAAAUGCCUCCACAGGCCACCUUCUGGUGCCCAUUGAAACUCCUAAUGGCUUGAGUCCAGCGGGUGCUAACACACCACCACUGACAAGCCACGGUUCCCGGCCAUUCCUUUUGGCCACCAUCGUAGCAAGAGAUGCAGACUCGGGGGCAAAUGGAGAGCUCCUCUACAGCAUUAGGCAUGGGAAUGAAGCCCAUCUCUUCGUCCUCAGCCCCCACCUGGGGCAGUUGUUCAUCAACAUUACCAAUGCCAGCAGCCUCAUUGGGAGUGAGUGGGAGCUGGAGAUCGUGGUAGAAGACGGUGGCAGCCCCUCCUUGCAGACCCAAGCCCUGCUGAGGGUCUUGUUUGUCACCAGCGUGGAUCACUUGAGGGACUGGGCCCGUGAGCCUGGGACCCUGAGCACAUCGAUGCUGACAGUGAUUUGCCUGGUCGUACUGCUGGCCAUCUUUGGGUUGAUCUUGGCUCUGAUCAUGUCCAUCUGCAGGACGGAGAAGAAAGACAACAGGGCCUACAACUGUCGGGAGGCUGAAUCUACCUACCGCCCCCAGCCCAAGAGGCCCCAGAAACACAUUCAGAAGGCAGAUAUCCACCUUGUGCCUGUGCUCAGGGGCCAGGCGGAUGAGCCUGGCGAAGUCGGGCAGCCCCACAAGGAAGCAGGCAAGGAAGGGAUGAUGGAAGCAGGCUGGGACCCCUGCCUGCAGGCCCCCUUUCACCUCACGCCUACGCUGUAUAGAACCCUGCGUAACCAAGGCAACCAGGGAGCACAGGCUGAGAGCCGUGAGGUGCUGCAAGACACUGUCAACCUCCUUUUCAACCAUCCCAGGCAGAGGAACGCCUCCCGGGAGAACUUGAACCUUCCUGAGUCCCAGCCUGUGAUGGGCCAGCCACGCUCAAGACCCCCGAAGGUUAUGGGCAGCCCCACAGGGAGGCUGCCAGGAGACCCAGGCAGUGAGGAGGCCCCACUGAGUCCACCGGCCUCCUCGGCAACUCUGAGGCGGCAGCCGAAUCUCAACAGCAAAGUGACCCCUGAGAAAGAGUCGGGUCCCCGUCAGAUCCUGCGGAGCCUGGUCCGGCUAUCUGUGGCUGCUUUUGCGGAGCGGAACCCCGUAGAGGAGCUCACGAUGGAUUCUCCUCCUGUUCAGCAAAUCUCCCAGCUGCUGUCCUUGCUGCAUCAGGGCCAAUUCCAGCCCAAACCAAACCACCGGGGAAAUAAGUACUUGGCCAAGCCCAGCGGCAGCAGGAGCGCCAUCCCAGACCCCGAUGGCCCAGGUGCCAGGGCUGGUGGCCAGGCAGAACCAGACCACGAGGAAGGGUGCUCGGAUCCUGAGGAGGACCUGUCUGUGAAGCAGCUGCUGGAAGAAGAGCUGUCAAGCCUGUUGGACCCACACACAGGCCUGGCCCUGGACCGGCUGAGCGCCCCCGACCCGGCCUGGAUGGCGAGGCUCUCUUUGCCCCUCACCACCAACUACCGCGACAACGUGUUCUUACCAGACACUCCGGCCAUAGAGGAGCCGAGGACCUUCCAGACGUUCGGCAAGGCGCCCGGGCCUGAGCUGAGCCUGACAGGCACGCGGCUGGCCAGCACCUUCCUCUCGGAGAUGAGCUCGCUGUUGGAAAUGCUGCUGGAGCAGCGCUCCGGCGUGCCCGUGGAGGCCGCCUCCGAGGUGCUGCGGCGGCUUUCUGUCUGCGGGAGGACCCUCAGUCUGGACCUGGCCACCAGCGGGGCCGCAGGCAUGGAAGGACAGGGGGGUCCAGGUGGAAGGAAGGGGUCCGAGGGCAGGACUGGCAGCAGCAGCAGCAGCAUCGGCAGGGGCCUGUGGAUCCAGGAACCAGGGGCCCUGGGAGACGUCAGGGAGCCCAGGCCCUGAGGAUCCUGAGACAGGAGCUGCUUUCUAAAAUCUUUGAACUCACGGUCCAGAGGUGGCCCAAGAACUUUAGGGUGACCGAUGGUGCCCCACAGACGAGGCAGGGGCCCCACGACUAAUAGCUGGCUGAUUAAAGCAGCCCCUUGUUAGGGGCUGGCUCUGCCUGCGAAUUUUUUGGAGGACGGAGACAUUUGUGGCUGAAAUGAGUGUUUGCUGGCAAAACACAUGUAGAGCACAGAGGGUCAGACCUCCUGUGGAACAGAUGCCCAGGCGUGUCCUAAGCAAGAAAGGAAGGCCUCAUUGCAUACUUGAGGGUGGGGGCUGGAUCCUGGGGUGCCAGGCAAAGCUCUCUGACCUACUAAAAAGGAAAAGCACUGGCUCAUUCUCCUGUGUGCACCUGUCAAGAGGGGGAGGGAAGACACACAGGGUGAGGGUUCCUGGUCGCCCAUUCCCUGGCAGGAGGGUAUGCUGGACCUGGACAGGAGUAGGGCGCAUGGCACAGGGGUCAGUACACAAUGAUGAACAUGUGGACUCUUGACCCCACUUCUCUAUUGCUACAUUAUCAAAUAAUCUGCUUCUCAGCUGCAAAAUUAGGGCUAAGAAAAACCUGACUAUUUAUAGAAUGUUUAUGUGAACCAGGCCCCAGGCUUUACACUAGGAUUUAAUUUAAUUUUCCAACAACCCUGGGAGGGAGGUGUUAUCCCCAUUUCACAGACAAGGACAUGAAGCUUGGAGAAGCAGCGGGUCUUGCCCAAGAUCAAGGGUAGAGGCAGAGGGGUGCCUGAGUGGCUCAGCUGGUUAAGCAUCAGGUCAAGAUCUCAGGGUAAUGAGAUCAAGCCCAGGUGGGGCUACUCACGCUCAGCAGGGCUCUGCAACUUUCCCUCUCCUUCUGUCCCUCCCCCUGCACAUGAAUGCUCUCUCACUCUCUCUAAAAUAAGUAAAUAAAUCUUUAAAAAAAAAAAAAAAAGUAGAGGCAGAGCCAAGAUUGGAACCAGACUUGACCAACACCAAAACCUAUGUCCUUGACCUUGACACUAGACUGCCAGCCAAGGAAAGGAAAGGAAAAGGCCCCACAGGUGAGCUUUUGCUGGUAAUGGACUUGUCUGAGUUUCCCUCAUGAAACACUGUUGAAAAUAAUAUUUCUAAAGCUGCUCAGGCCUGCACGGCUCUGCAUUUCCAAGCACAAAACAAGAGGGACUUGGAUCUGAUUUGACGCAGGCCUGGGCCUCUGCAGGCUGCUGUCCUUUCCCAGCGAUCAGCCCUUCAGGUACAGAAGUCAUCUUUGCAGACCUAGCAUUCGUGGGUAAAUCUUCCUCUGUCGCAGCAGGUUUGGGCCUGUGAAUUCAGGCCCUAGAGGACAGUGUUUGAACUGGGUCUAUGAAAUCGAUAGUGACAGCAGCAAAACUUCCAGGGCAAGAGGGAGCAAAGAAAUAGCAAAUAUUUUUCCAAGGCUCAGCCUUAUAAUUUUCCUGGAAAUUUCCAAGCAGUCAUUCAGCCAGCCAUUCAGGUUCUCAGUAACAUGGAGCUCUCCUCGACACCGAAAGCAAAAAUUCCUUUCUGUGCUCCUAUUUCUGUCCUCUUUUGGAAGCCAGUACUCAUGUUCUCUGUCCACAGAAAUGGGCCAAUCAUAUUCCCGACCAAGGAUAAUGAAAACCAUGUAAACUUGGACUCCAUGAUGGUACCAUUAUCCUGUUAUUCCAUGUUACAGAUGACGAAAACGAGGCUCCCAAAAGUUAAGGGCUUAAAGAGCAGAGUCUCUGGGUCUCUGAUCACCUCACUUCUGUCCCAAAUGAUUUCCUUCCAACAUCUGUGACUUUUAAGCUGUUGGGUUCCCCAAGUCAAUGAGAGAGGCCAGGGGAGAUUAAGCAGGCAGGAUCUCCAGCUUGACCAGGAGACUGACACAAGGCAACACUGAUGCAUACUUACUUGUUGAAUGAAUGAAUGAACGAAUAAAUGAAUAAAUCAAUGCUUCAGAGUUCCCUUUUAUCUGUAUUGGAGCUCCAGCUAAGACGUCAUUAUAAAGAAAAAAAAAAGUUUCCAUUAUGUGAAAUCAAAGUCUAAAAACCACAGAACUAGAAUAGACAAUGUUGACCGCCACCACCCCCCCUCCUCAGUUACUAGGGGAUUUUUGAUGCAGAGCUGGCGUUGGGAGGGUGGGGAGAAGACAGGAUGGGGGAAGAGGCCACCUGAGAAACCUGGAAACUAAUUAAUUAAUUAACUAGUUAAUUAAUUUAAAAAGAAAUCUGGAAUCAUUGCUGUCACCUGGAUCGUUGGAUAUCCUGGAUCACUGCUUCACUCCAGUUCGGAAGUCCUUCAUCUGUAGACCUCGUGGUUACUAGGCAAAUCUUUGGAUAUAGGCAUUUCUCUAGGCAGAAGAUAGGAAGUCCUUAUUGGGUUCUCGAAGGCACAUGUUGACCUAUGAAAGGUUAUGCUGCACUGGUCUCAGUCAGGCCUCAACCUCCACAAACACAUGCAAUUUUAGUCAUAAGGAGCCAGAACAUUAUAUUGCCAAAGAAAAGGCAAGACUGAAAAGGCUGCCUUGCGCAAAGCCACAUGGCAGGUGUGUGGCAGGGCUAGGAUCUGGAUCUGAGAUUCGUAUGAUGUCCUUUUUUAAGAUUACAUUUAUUUAUUUGAGAGAGAGAAAGAGCAUGAACAGGGCGGGAUGGGCAGAGGGAGAAGGAGAAGCAGACUCCCUGCUGAGCAGGGAGCCCAACUCAGGCUCCAUCCCAGGACUCUGGGAUCAUGACCUGAGCCAAAGGCGGCUGCUUAACCAAUGGAGCCACCCAGUUGCCUUUAAUGUUUUUAAUAUAUCAACAGUUCCUAACCUGGGGUCCAUGAUUGGGCUUCAAGAUCCACGGAUCAGCUGAAUUGCAUGCAAAAUUGGGAGGAUGCACACUUUUCUAAGGGAAGGAGUCAGUGCUUUCACCACAUUUUCGAAGCAGUCUGUGACCUAAAUAAGAUGAAGGACCCCUGCGAUCCUCUCUGUCGGUCCUUGGUUCUGCCCUGCCCGCAGACCCUGGAGAACUCUCGGGUAGAGCUGUUUCUGUUCUGGGGUAACCGAUGUCCUGUUGGUGUGGGGAUGUACGUACGUGAGGUCAGUGCUCACGGGCACCAUGCAACCCCCUCCUAGCAUGAGGACACUCAGCACUUUCCCAGUAACAGGCUGAGAGUGACAGGGGGUAUGGUGACAGAAUGGAGUGUGCUGAACAGGAGGGUUACGGAAACUUCUUCGCAUCAGCCAAGAUGUCAAAGCUGAGACUUCGGACAUGCUCAGAACUGUUUUCACCAAGACGGGCUGUGUCCCCUGGGAGACUGAGGGAGCAGGCAAGCCAGCCAGCACUCAGUUAAAUGUCGUCUUAAUUUGGAAAGCGCAGAGGGACAUUUUUUAUCAAUAGUCAGCCGUUCUCCAGCACAAGGAGUGCGGUGCAGUGCUCAUUUGGAGCCUGGGGGCAGCUCAGAGACUGACAGGCAGCCUCCUUGUCUGUCACCCAACUUCAGCUUGGCAGCUCACUGACCCUACCUCUCUUCUGGCUGAAACAAGUGUGAAAUGGCAGCCACUACCCAUGGGACUCUGGAGAGAACCCAAUCCCCGCAGGAAGACAG
Messenger RNA from Ailuropoda melanoleuca (giant panda), 7689 nucleotides. It is a transcript of the gene PCDH12, whose product is annotated as protocadherin 12. Gene Ontology annotation, molecular function: calcium ion binding. The coding region runs from base 484 to 4089 and encodes 1201 amino acids. The transcript has 4 exons. The record is from RefSeq and is a predicted model, not a curated record. NCBI's taxonomy places the organism in Eukaryota, Metazoa, Chordata, Mammalia, Carnivora, Ursidae. Gene Ontology annotation, cellular component: plasma membrane. Gene Ontology annotation, biological process: homophilic cell-cell adhesion.